Messenger RNA from Dreissena polymorpha, 2673 nucleotides. RefSeq lists its product as uncharacterized. The record is from RefSeq and is a predicted model, not a curated record. Lineage: Eukaryota; Metazoa; Mollusca; Bivalvia; Myida; Dreissenidae. The transcript is spliced from 6 exons. Bases 156 to 1214 code for a protein of 352 amino acids.
AUUGCUAGUGAGAUGUGCAGGCCUGCAUGCAUCACUGCGCAUAUUUUGUCUUGUCAAUAAAGUGUGCAAUAAACGGUGACAUUGAAACGUGUCUAUCGCGUUUGCUUUGCUGAACAUUACAGUAUUUUUACAAUUUAAACCUGAUUAUUUUAAAAAUGAUAUCUUGCACGUUUUUCUGGACACUGGUUCUAUUUGGAAGACAAGGAUAUAGUCAAGCUCAAGACAAUUUUCUGUCGGUGGACUUUAGCAUACUGUCUGCCGAUAAUACGUCUCAACCGGUUUCUGCAGUGAAAAUCGACACAACAAGCACGGAUCGCCUAAAUGUUCUCUGCAACGUCUCAGCUAUUCCUGAUUUUAAGCAAUUCAUCAUAUUAAGUAUCAACACAAUAAAUCAGAACGGAGUUAUUCAAAGACUAGCCUAUAUGUCAGGUCUGAGCCCAACUGGAGCCAAACCACUAUCUGAUUCGGAUAUUACACCUAUUGGUAACUUUCAUGAGACAAAACCAACAUUAGGAAUAUCGCUAAAAGUUUCAAAUUUAUCAUGUGAGGAUACCACAAAGUACAAAUGCUCUCUGGCUUAUGUAAACAACGACUAUAAGCCUGAAGACAUUUCUGCAAUCAGAAGUCUAACAGUAUCAGCACCACCGUCAAAUCUGACAAUGAUGGCUAUCAACGAAUCUUCCAGUUUGCCAAUUACAGACGUUGGAUUCACUUCAGCCAAUCCGGCUGCGUUCAUGGUUGGUCAAUCAGUAAAUCUGACAUGCAUUGCAAGACUUGGGACGCACAAAGAUAGCACUAUCAAGUGGAACAAAAACAGUGUGGCUAUUGGUAACGAGUCGGAGUACAUCGAGAGCGAAGCAGACCUGGUCAAAGCGUGCGACUAUGAAAAAACGGGCAGUCUGUUCUACAACAUUACGGAAGAAGACGCGAUGUUAACGUCAAAUAACCGUCUUGAGUUGCAGUGCUUUGUAUUUGUAGCGGAUGUGUCUUUUGAAACACCGGCAGAUGCAAGACAAACCUUCUAUAUUGAUGUUUACAAUCCAAAAGCCACUACUACUACUAGAAUAGCGACGACAACAACAAAAACUACAACUAGACAAUAUAUCAUAACAACAACAGCCUCCAUGGGAAAUGCAACGAGGAAUGGGGAUGUUUCUUCGUCGUCAAAUGAUCAAAAUCGUCUAUGCAAUCACUGGCGGUGUCAUUCGGAGUGAUGUUCAUACGGUACCAGCAGAACCAAAUGUGACAAACAUCGUCAACCUGGUCAUUUUAAGGCCUUUGGAAAGCGUACUCAUAUUAUGUGGAUUUGUAGAUAAAAUAAUCGAGUUCAACUUAGUAUCGAAUCCGUGUCAGCUUCGCGGACACAAUACAAUUUAAUCACAGCCUAGCAUAAUGUACUUUCGUUUUAACUACUAAACACCCAUAUCAUCUUUUCAUUAGUACAGGUCUGAAACACUUGUCUAUUCUGCUUUGCUUUUUUAAGGAUGUAAACAUCUACUUUGAUUGUUGAAGGAUGUAAACAAUAGAUUUAUUGAUAUGUUAUACCUGUUUGAAUAUGUAUAUUGCAAUUGUAUUGUUGUAACUUUGUAAAUAACCUACUUCCUGCUACAUUUUUAUGGACAGAUUAAUUUUUCUAACAUUUUAAGGAAGAAUAGCCCACUGAUAAGCAUUCAUUUUUUUGCUUUGCUAUACAUGCUUUUGACGCGUAACACUUACUUUCAAAUGCUAAGGAAACUUGUUUUAUCUAAAUAUAUGUUUAUUAAUUACUAUUAAAUGCUUUAUAACAUUGUUAUGCUAUUUGAAACAACGAAUGGAACACGAUACUUUUUUGAGUAUAAUUCAUUUAGUCAUGCUUAAUUGCAGCAUUUUGUUCACAAUACACUUACAGUUAAACGAAUGUGGAUUAUUAUUGAACUUUCUGUUUAGACUGAGAUCAUUUAUCAAGUGAUCUCUCAAAAUACUUUGUAAAUAGUCAACAGAAGUUGUUUGUUCAUUCGUAUUCUUCAAUCAAUAAAGUCAUUCAACUUUACAAUGACGAUAUACACGUAUAAGUCGAAGCAUAGCAGUGUUUUUAUAUCUGAAAAUAUUUUGUUCAUUAAUUAUAUUUCAAUCAUCACCAGCAGACUGUUUUGAUUGUUUUGACAAGAAUACUUCGGUGUAAAUUUUUGAUUGAGUCUGUCGGAUUAUUGGAUUGUAAUCUUUUCUUCUUUAAUGAAAGUGGUGAUAGUUUUUGAGAAUUAUUCUUAAAUAUUUAUUUCCAUAAUAAAAAUGGGAAAUACAAAUUAGAAUAUUCAGCAACUAUUAAAUAUCAAUAUGUGAGCUGAUUACGCGUUUCAUCGCUGGGUUUGCAAUUACGACUGGUAGUCAUAGUCGGGGCCAGUCAUUUCUUUGCGCGGAUAUUUUCACAUAGACAUCUUUUGCAAGCGCAUUUAUGUUCUAACCAAUAUAAAUAAUUAGCGACGUUGAAGGCCAUAUGAUGAUAUUAAUUAUGCACAUCUACGGAUCACAUGUAUACAGGACAUACACAUGUAAUACGUAUAUUGGUUGCUCUCAGUAGAUAACAUUUACAAAUAUAUAAUGAAUAUAAUCAUUAAAUGUCUGUGUAGCCUACAUGUAUGUUGAAUCAUGUUGCGGUAAAUGUUCAUAAUAAAAUAAACGUAAUAAUAUCACGUG